Molecule: messenger RNA, 3057 nt
Organism: Nezara viridula (southern green stink bug)
Lineage: Eukaryota; Metazoa; Arthropoda; Insecta; Hemiptera; Pentatomidae
Source: the annotation of a GenBank genome assembly
AAAAUCAAUAAAAAUAAGACACUCAAGAUAACUAACAAACGGGUAUAUAAACUGAAACAGUUUGGUGUAAGGCAUACUAUCAUGCAACUGCACAUCUUAUCAAUAGCAGCCCUGGCCAUACUGUGGCCAGCGAUUGCUCUCGCCUUUCCGUCAGAAGAUUUAGACGUCCUGAGACAGGAAAAAAAUCUACAGGCUAUCUCAGAAGAAACAGAAUUUCUAAGUUCUGAAGAAGAAGAUGAAGAACAGGAGGUUCCUGGCCUAGAUGACGACGAAGAGUCAGAAGAGGGUGAUUUUCGUCCACGUUCUCAUCCUCUUCUUCAGCCUGAAGAAUCCGAACCUAAACCGAAACCACAUCCCCAUCCGAGACCUCAUCCAAAACCAACCGACAAACCUGAACCUAGACCCCACCCACAUCCUCACCCAAAGCCCCAUCCACACCCACACCCACGUCCUCACCCUCACCCAAAACCAACUGAAAAACCAGAACCUGAACCAUCGACCGACCAAUCUGAACUAAAACCUCAUCCACAUCCCCACACUGUAAUAGCUGCCCUGGCCAUCCUCUGGCCAGCGAUAGCUCUUGCCUUUCCAUCAGAAGAAUUAGACGUCCUGAGACAGGAAAAGAAUAUACAGGCUAUCCUUGGCGAAAUAGAAAUUCUAAGUUCUGAAGAAGAUGACGAAGAACCUGAGUUCCCAGGAUUAGAUGACGACGAAGAGUCAGAAGAGGAUUAUUUCCGUCCACGUCCUCAUCCUCAUCCUCGCCCAACAGAAGAACCCGAACCUAAACCUAGGCCCCAUCCACACCCUCACCCAAAACCAACUGAUGAACCUGAACCAAGGCCCCAUCCACAUCCUCAUCCAAGACCCCACCCACACCCUCACCCAAAACCAACUGAUGAACCUGAACCAAGGCCCCAUCCACAUCCUCAUCCAAGACCCCACCCACACCCUCACCCAAAACCAACUGAUGAACCUGAACCAAGGCCCCAUCCACAUCCUCAUCCAAGACCCCACCCACACCCUCACCCAAAACCAACUGAUGAACCUGAACCAAGGCCCCAUCCACAUCCUCACCCAAGACCCCACCCACACCCUCACCCAAAACCAACUGAUGAACCAGAAGCAAGGCCCCAUCCACAUCCUCAUCCAAGACCCCACCCACACCCUCACCCAAAACCAACUGAUGAACCUGAACCAAGGCCCCAUCCACACCCUCACCCAAGACCCCACCCACACCCUCACCCAAAACCAACUGAUGAACCUGAACCAAGGCCCCAUCCACAUCCUCAUCCAAGACCCCACCCACACCCUCACCCAAAACCAACUGAUGAACCUGAACCAAGGCCCCAUCCACAUCCUCAUCCAAGACCCCACCCACACCCUCACCCAAAACCAACUGAUGAACCAGAACCAAGGCCCCAUCCACAUCCUCAUCCAAGACCCCACCCACACCCUCACCCAAAACCAACUGAUGAACCUGAACCAAGGCCCCAUCCACACCCUCACCCAAGACCCCACCCACACCCUCACCCAAAACCAACUGAUGAACCUGAACCAAGGCCCCAUCCACACCCAAGACCCCACCCACACCCUCACCCAAGACCCCACCCCCGACCUCACCCAUCCACCACAGAACAACCAGAAAUAGAAGAGUUUGACUACUGAUUUCCAGACCAGCAGGAAAUACAACUUAGGAUACAAAAAAGAAGAUAUAUGCAAUGAAAACCAAACUUGUAUUUGUAACUAAAAUAACAUAUCGACAAAGCUGUUUAAUCUGGAAUAUCUAAAAUAAAGUAUUUAUAUUUUAUUUAUUUGCCAUUGUAUGUCCAUUCAAAGCUAACAUAUAAAUAAUGGGAGUAAAACACUAACUUAUGGAAAAGCCUAGUCUUUUGUAGAUUUUUUUUCUUUUUUUUUUUGGAACCAUAUUAGCAUGUAAGUACUUUCAACAUAAAUAACAAAGCUUGUUAACUUUUUGAAAUGAAUAUCCAAAAUAAAGCUGCAAAAAAUAUGUAUAUGUAAGAAAAAUCAGAUCUUCGAGUGUUUUGUUAAUGUCAUUGUGGUUAAAUUAACAUGAAUUAAAAUUUUGAAAUGGCUUGGAAUGUUAAUUCUUGUCAUUGGUUAAUCACGAAAUGAGUUUACCUUACACAGGUAAAUGCUUGGCUGUAAGGGCAGGCGGGCAGGUGUGGCAUGGAUGCUGCGGCUGCCUUAGGUACCGCAUGGCGGCCGCAAGAAUGCCAUUAUCUCGCGGCUCUCUGCCAAUCAAUUAUAACCUCACCACAUGGCCAUUGUGUCGGCUACAAUGUCCAAUCUACAAUCAACAUAAUAUCAACCGACCUUUAGGAGACAACAUUCAACAUAACUUAUCAAACAAUUUACUAAAAUCACAUUAUAAUAAUAAAAGAAAACCACGAACAAAUUAAAAGAACAUCCUUACAAAAUUAAAUUAUAUACUUAUUGAUAUUAAAUAAUAACUCAGCGAAAAAGGAGUUUAUUUAUUUUUACCGCCUUAUAUGUGUAGUAAAUAAGUGCAUAAUGGACAAUUAUCCUCAAUAAUUAACACGUGGAAUCCCAAUAAAUACGUUUUAAGAACUAUAGCAUUAUUAAAUGUCAUACAUUGUUCGGAGUUACCAUUCAGUGUUCUAAUGUGUAAACCAUUAAAUUAUUAUUGCUUUGUCUGGAAAUACGUAUUUGUUGUUUUAAAAUAAAACAAAAAUUGAUACGAAACUAUUUUUGCUUUCACUUACCUAUUCAUGAAAAAUAAAGCAAGGGACAGUAUUGCGAUCGUGAAAAUUUUCGAAUCCGAGUUUUCAACGCAAAUACAUAUUUUGAGGUCUCCUGGUCCCAAAUAAUCAAGCCCCAAAACGAUCUGUGUGUGUGUCUCUAUGUAUGUGCCAGCUCCAGCCCGAAAACGAAAAGUCGAAUGAAAGUGAAAUUACAUAUUUAAGGUUUUUAUAUACCUGAAAUGUUACAGUAAAUUUUUUGUCAAAACCGGCUUACCGGAAGUGGCACUUCAUAUCAUUGAUGAAAUUCAUUACCAUUUUAUCGAAAACGGCUCUA